GUGGUCUAACAACAAUGGACGGCGAAGCAAAUAGUGACUGUCCGCUUUCUGCGAUCAUUGAUGGAUCAGUCGAUAAGCAGAGUGUGGCCGAUUUUCUAGUGACAUCGACUAUUGAAACCGUCCUGGGGUUCGAAUCAGUUCAAGGGCAAUCACCACUAGUUAGUUGCGUGGAAAAGGGUGUGAGUCAUCUUGAAACGGUGCGAUGUAUGCUGAAUAGUGGGUUGUACUAUUGCGAAACAAUUGAUAGCAGCGGACGAGCAGCGCUAGCUAAUUUGGCAUUUGAAUGUGGCGAUAAUAAACAGCACAUUAAAAGCAUCAUAGAUGUGGUGGUGAAUGGUGAAGAUCAAGACGAAGAAGAACUGUUCCAAAGCAUAGCGACCGCUAUAAUACAUUUGAAUGCUAGGCGUUUUCCUCUACUAGAGCUACGAUUGUAUGCACAGUGGAAACUAGCGGACUAUGGGUACCGGAAGCUGACGGGCGAUUGGACGGAUGGUAAAACAUUAGACUAUAAGAAUUGCAUUCAAGUGAUAAGCGAUUGCUGGAGCGAUAUAAUCCAGCAUAAUUACGCUAGUAACGAUAUCGUGGACGAUCGGUUUAUGCAUCGUUUGCGCAUGAUUCACAACCAUCUGUAUUUCCUACAGUUCAUAAAAUUCCUCAAUCACCUGCUGAUAUGGGAGACAGUAUUUUGCGUGGCAAUUUUUAUAAAUAUCUAUGAUGAACCCAACAAUCAUCGCUUCUAUCGCCUCAUGAUUAGCAAAGGGACUGUGAUCGAAUGUUUGGGGGCGAUGGUUCCCGCGCUGGAACGCGUGAAAGCUGAACUGGCGAAGAUCGAACCGGAGAUAGGCAACAUCGUGUCAGACAUGAUGCAUAACGAUAGCAAAUAUGAUGCAUUGAUCGAUGAGAUGGUGUUAGCACUGGAAGCGUCGAAUAUCAAGAAUAAAAAGUUUAUGGUGAGUAACUUUCGCAAAAAGCAAGACAGCGGACUGGGGGCCAAACACGAGCUGGCCAAAGAGGUGGCGAAGGUGUUUAAACGUGCGGAAAAAAGUUAUUGCGACACGAAGAUGGUUGAAAUUAAAGCGUUGGAGAGUAGGGGCGCGCUGAUUAGCAAGAUACGAACCCGGCUCGGUCGCGUUGUUCAUCCGGAGAAUGUGUGCAACCGAUUGAUGGCGGAAAUGCGAAAGAAUGUCCCCCCCGAUACGAUCGUGGCCACCAUCAUUGCGGACGAGGCGUUCAAUUUUACGGAUCUGUCACUAGCUCCCGACGUAAUAGAAACGAUCGGGCAGUGCUACUGCCAAAUGAAACCGUUCUAUUCGCUGGCAAAGAUACACAAGUGUGUAUCGAUUUUCGCAGCAGCGGACCCAUCAAAUAUGAGUCGUUUUACAGCCUGCGCCAAGCGAUUGCUAACCGUUAUCGGAGAGGCAAUCAACAAUACUAAAAACACUCCAAAUAUGCCCGACACGCGGGUUGAGGUAGCAGUACAACGUAUGCUCAUGUAUCAGUUUAAGACCAUCAACAACUGGCACCGGAACACGUUCACGCACGAUUUAUCAAGGGCCAGGCUGGAGGUGAAGGAGGGUAUGGAGUGGCAGCUGUUAAAGCAAAUGCCCCAGCAUGUAUGCGUUAUCGGCUUGAUGCUUGAGCUAUUGCUUAUUGCUAUAGCUGCCGAUAUUCGUCACACCUUCUACGAAAUGCUGCAUCAAUGCGAGACACUAGAGUCGCUGCGCGCACUGCUUAUCUACGUCGGUGAUAACGAUAUUUUGCGUGAGGUCGAAGACGACUGGUGGGAAGACGUGCUGAAGUAUUAUGAACAGGCCAGUGCACUAUUGCAGCACGUACGCCAGCAACCCGUUGGGCAGACGGCGCAAUUUGCACAGGUAGAGCGAUCGUUUAACAUGCAAUUGUCCAUCGUUGAGGAGCUCAAAGGGAUGGGCGCGAUUGAGGCAGAGUUUAGCUACGAGAGUGUAAGAAAAACUUGCACCAGUUGUAACGAUCUGGCCACUGUUAAACGCCUCCUAUCCUGGAAGCUUGAUUCGUACAACCCUGUCGACACGCUCGAAAGAAUGUGCAAUUCGUGGGAUGCCGAUAUUUCGAAUCUGUCGCACAUCGCAUGGGACAAUCCACAGCUGCUGCAGCUGAAUCCGCUAGCCGCAUUGACAACGCUCACGAGACUGCAAAAAGCAUUGCUAUCCGUUGGUCAGUACGACUAUGCGCACCAUACGCGCCGGCUGGUCGAAGCCCUCGGUUGCGUAGAGCUGCACACGGUGGACGAAAAGGGGUGGCAAGAGUUGAGCGGGAAGCUAGUUCCCUACUAUCAGAACGUGUUUCAGCUGGACGUCAAGUGGAAUGUGCUGAAGGAGUUUUGUGUGGCGCGUAAAACACCGUGGAACGGUGCACGCGAGCAUGAACUGCGGCAGCAGGAUCAGCAGGAGCUGCAGCAAAUGUUUGACGAUCGGCGUGCAACGUUGCGCCUGUUCUUCGUGCAGUGCGGAAUACGCACGGUGGAUGAUCUGAUCGCAAAGUUUCUAACCAUACCAGGCGACGCGUUAGCGGCGAUGGAGUACGUUCAGGUGGAGCUGUGCCAAAUGCUGCUGGCCGUGAAGUACUUCGGCGAUAACUUCGAAGCGCUCAAACACUCCAUACCGAUGCUGCAGGGUAAAAGCUACCGCAACUAUCUCGCACACGACGCCCUGUCGUACGACAUACUGACGCGCAGUGGCGAUGAAAAGUGUGUGAUAAAUGCAUUUGUAUUCGCACAUACGCCGGUGAGUUUGUUUAGCGUUCGUCCCCCAGUGCCGUCACUGUCCUUCCCGCGCCAGGAUGACACGCGACAGUGGAUUGAUCAACAGCAGGAGCUGCGUGCGGCAUUCGUAUCGGGCGAUGUGACGCGAAUUCAUGCGCUGGUGCGAGCGGGUGCGGAAAUAAAGGGUUUCUAUUACGGCUCGCCGGACAUUCGCCACCAUCCAACAACGCGACGUUUGGUAACAGAUUUGGUAGAAUGGUUAGAUGUAGUCGAUCCAAACGUUGUUGCACUGCUGAAUCGUUACUUUCCAAACUUUGAAGCGAACUACCGCAACCCACAACGGCGACUUAGGAGCGCACUGAUCCGGGGCAACUUUGAAGAAGCAUUUGAACUGAGCAAGCACGGUGCAUUGCCAGAUUCACUCUUGGUUUGGCCCAACCUGCCGCUAGCAGCGUUGCGCCAAAGGUGUGAAGCGAAGGGAUGGCAAACGGUACUGAAAGAAUUGCUCGACCACGGCAACGAACAGUGCGCCGGGCAGGUGAUAAAGGACUCGGAAAAUGUAAUUGCCACCCAGGCUGACGGUAAGGUAAUGAACGAACUUUUGUACCUUGCAAUGUUGCGUGGGAUGUACCAAAGCGCUAGCCAUUUGUUUUCGCAAAUGUCCUGUCGUUUGGUGCCGAAAACUGUAGAGCUCGCGAUCGUCGUGCACUGGAAUGAUUUGUUCCAGCAUGCGGCAGCGAAACCUGUACUGGACGAUGAUAGCAACCUGCAGCGUUUGAUUGCUGCCGCGGUGCAGGUCUCUAACUUUGAGGUGAUGGGUUAUUUUCUUGAUCGCAAAAGCGGCGCUACAAACUUUGCCCUGCAGGCAUGCUAUAUGGCAGCGGCUUGCUGUGGAAAUGAUGCUGUUUUGGAAAAAUUGCUCGAAUACUACCCACCUGACGGGACCGAUGACACGGUGUUAUCCGAGCCACUCUAUCGCGCCACUACCAACAAUCACUGGGACUGUGUGCGUUUGCUAUUGCAGCACGAUGCCGCCGCCGAUGUCAUCAUGCUCGACAGCAAUGGCGACAAAUCGUGCACGUUGCUGAUGCUCAUCCAGCUCGAUCAGGUAGAUCUGAUCCGGUGUAUAAGGCACAUCAACUGCUCAGUGUUUUGCAGCCCUUCCGUGGACCAUCCAUUUUCCGUGGCGUUGGAUUACGACACCUUAUCGGAGGAAAUGAGCGAUGCAAUAAAAUCAUUAGGGUUCAGCUGUCUCAACACCCCAAAGAUUCUCCACGCAACGGUUGAAGACGGGACCGGACAUCCUCUUUGGGGCGAAAUAUGGGAGCAAAUAGAUGGGAUGAUUAUUUCGCAUCCCUGCACGGAGUGUGCUGAUCAGUUGCGGGCCCUGAUGAAUGUACUGUACCGUUGGAGAUGGAUCGCAUUCAUCGAAAUGCCUUAUGAGGGCAAAACUGCAUUAAGCUGUGUAGUGGCAACAGAGGAUGAACUCAAAGUUUUGGGCGAAUUGAUAACGCGUGCUCGCUUGAUGCGUACACUGGAAGGCGAUGCGUUGGUGCUUGGUGAUUUAGCUAUCGGAAAUGGUUCGACGGCUGUGUGGUACGGUGGUCACCACGAACACCACGGGGAACGCUUUGCUCGGGGCUGCAGUGAAAUCAUUUCCCGGGUAGGCACACUUCUUCAACAGCAAACUGGGCUGCAGUGGCAAGAUUGUCCGAUUGACAUCGUGUAUGCGACGGUGUCGAUCAGCACCCGCACUAUACAUUUCUUGCGAGUGGAAGGAUCGUGCUGUGCGUACGAUGUAUUCACGCGGUGUACACUAGACUCUAGUGUGCUAGAUCUCUCCUGCAUGAUUAAUGCACGAUUAGCGAGAGGAAAUACAGUUCUGUUCAAUGCCAUCAUGUGCGAUUGCGAACUCGCAUCCAUAAAGCUGCUAGUCGAAAAUGGUGCGAACCCAUUGCUAGCGGACAAUAAUGGAAAUACAGCCAUCACUGCCGCGAUAGAGCAUAAAAGUGAUCCUGAGUUUGCACGUUACCUGUUGGAAGCUUGUAUUGAGAAAGACUUUCGCGACGCACAUGGAUGUGCUCUGGCGGAAAUGGUAGAUGGGUCCGGCCGACACAGGUUGCUACAUUUGGCCAAUGCAUGUGGUCAUCAAACGGCUGCUCGGUUUCUUCGCUGUCUGGAAAGUCGAAAGAAGUAG
Molecule: messenger RNA, 4937 nt
Organism: Anopheles moucheti
Lineage: Eukaryota; Metazoa; Arthropoda; Insecta; Diptera; Culicidae
Exons: 3
Coding region: 15-4937 (1640 amino acids)
Biological process (GO): neuronal action potential; negative regulation of delayed rectifier potassium channel activity
Cellular component (GO): membrane; axon initial segment; synapse
Molecular function (GO): transmembrane transporter binding
Source: RefSeq, a predicted model, not a curated record